Molecule: messenger RNA, 141 nt
Organism: Caenorhabditis briggsae
Lineage: Eukaryota; Metazoa; Nematoda; Chromadorea; Rhabditida; Rhabditidae
Exons: 2
Coding region: 1-141 (46 amino acids)
Source: RefSeq, a predicted model, not a curated record
AUGUCCACCACCACCCGUCCCUCACUUCCCUCGCAAACAUCGCUCCCCGCCCAUUCCGAAACAUUGACUCCGCCCAUUUUUGCGGGAAGGUUUUAUACUCUUUUCCUUUUCUCUUCUUCUUGUGUUUCUCUUACUCUCUAA